AUUAUAAUGCAAGAAGCCCCCUUUUUACCCACAAACCGAAUUUUCUUUCAUUUAGGUGAUCUAUAUAUAUAUAUCUAUAUCGUAUAGCUUAUAUCUAUUUUAAAUAACUUAAAGCCGCUAAAAUUUGGGGGGGAACAGCUUUCACCCUGGAGCGGUGCGCGAUGCUGUCUCACGCCGACCUCCUGGACGCCAGGCUAGGUAUGAAAGAUGCCGCCGAGCUUCUGGGCCACCGGGAGGCGGUGAAGUGUAGGCUGGGCGUGGGGGGCUCCGACCCCGGGGGCCAUCCGGGGGACCUGGCGCCCAACUCUGACCCAGUGGAGGGAGCCACUCUGCUGCCCGGGGAGGACAUCACCACAGUGGGCUCUACUCCGGCCUCGCUGGCGGUGAGCGCCAAAGACCCGGACAAGCAGCCCGGGCCCCAGGGCGGCCCGAACCCCAGCCAAGCCGGCCAGCAGCAGGGCCAACAGAAGCAGAAGCGCCACCGGACGCGCUUCACCCCCGCACAGCUCAACGAGUUGGAGAGGAGCUUCGCCAAGACUCACUACCCCGACAUCUUUAUGCGUGAGGAGCUGGCACUGCGUAUCGGGCUGACCGAGUCCCGAGUGCAGGUCUGGUUCCAGAAUCGACGCGCCAAGUGGAAGAAGCGCAAGAAGACGACCAACGUGUUCCGCGCGCCCGGCACACUGCUGCCCACGCCAGGCCUGCCUCAGUUCCCGUCGGCUGCCGCCGCCGCUGCCGCGGCCAUGGGCGACAGCCUGUGCUCUUUCCACGCCAACGACACCCGCUGGGCGGCGGCCGCCAUGCCGGGCGUGUCACAGCUGCCUCUGCCGCCGGCGCUGGGCAGGCAGCAGGCCAUGGCGCAGUCGCUGUCCCAGUGCAGCCUGGCGGCCGGGCCGCCGCCCAACUCCAUGGGCCUGUCCAACAGCCUGGCGGGUUCCAACGGCGCAGGGCUGCAGUCGCACCUCUACCAGCCCGCCUUCCCCGGCAUGGUGCCCGCCUCCCUCCCCGGCCCCAGCAACGUCUCCGGUUCGCCCCAGCUCUGCAGCUCCCCGGACAGCAGCGACGUGUGGCGGGGCACCAGCAUCGCCUCCCUCCGCCGCAAGGCGCUAGAGCACACAGUCUCUAUGAGCUUCACUUAAUGCAGCCGCGCCCCGGCCCUCUCCGCCCCCAGCACCGCCCCCAGCACCGCCCCCGGGGCCGCCCCGAGGCCCUUCCGGCGCGCACCCGAACCCCGGCGCCCUGCCCCGUCCCGCCCCGGCCUUCGCCCGGUCUCGUUUCGUCCUCGCCUCUCUCCUCCACUCGCUCGGGCUCACCCCAAGCCCCAGCCCGCGAGGCCUCCCCUCCGCCUGAUUUCGAUUGCCCGCGGUCCCCCGUCUCCCGGCCGCCCCUCUUCCCUUCCCACCCAGCUGUGCCCCCGGCCGGGUCUCCAGCGCCUCAGCCCACCCUUCCCGCCACCCCGGCCUCCCUGCUCGCGCUGGCCGUGCUCGCGCCCUCCUCCCCGCCUUCUGACUGGCGGCGUUCCCACCCACACCUUCGACGCGACGCCUACGACCCCCCUCGCCCGCCGCCUCCCCUCCGCUCCCCUCUUUCCCGACACUUCGCGCCCCUCCUCCCGCGCCCGGCAAAAAGCAUCCUUCCCGCCAUUUUACGUACCAGGGAGUCGACUCAGGAUCUGAAAUCAGACACCAAUGGACUGGUUUGUGGGCAGAAACACACACACUCGCACUCUCGCUCACGCUCAGACGCUACACACGCGCGCGCACAGACACGGUGCACCUAGGUCACACACGGACGUGUUCAAGGGACAGCACAAUGUUAGGGAUUUUUGUCUUAAAGGAGGACAAGCAUCUGCUACCAACCGCCUCAUCUGAGGGCCCAACUGAUAUAAUUUGAUUUAUCCUUGCACUCUCCGAGCUCCUGUCUUUCUUUCCUCUCCCAGCACGCUACCCUUGCCCAGUCCACCCAGUCACAUCCGUGCAGCCCUCUCUUGGCUUGCAAGAUAACGCUUUUAUUUUUAUUUUAUCUUAUUUUCAUUUUCUUAAGCACAACUGUGUAAGGGUGUAGAAGAGAAGGCUUCUCAGGAGGAACGUGACAGUGGAUUGGGUGGCUGGAGUAGACUAAAGCAGUCAUGUGACGAGGAAGAGGUGAUCUGACCCAUUUUGAUAAGUCUUUAUAAGAAAGAAAAUAAACGUGCAAGCAAAAUUUUCUUUUGUAAAAGCAAAAGCCACAUCUCUUUUCUGGAUCCUUCAGGACUGGGGUUUGUUUGCUUCCUUUUCCGUUUCUCUCUUCUCGCUGCUCUGUGCCCUUGGUUGUUUUGUGGUGGUCCUGUCGUCCCUCGUGCCCCUCGGCCACCUGCUGGCAGCCGAUGGGGCACUCGGACAUCUACAACCCUGCAACUUUGUACAGAGAAACACAAUCAGCUCUUUCUGCAUGUGCUGGUCAAAUCCAAACCCAGAGAACAGAAGCGCUUUCUAAGAAUGAACAAACAUGUGAAAUAGGAUGUUUUGUGUAGAUAAAGCAUUAUUGUUACAUACUGGUCAAUUUGUGAUAUGUUUUAACUUAAUGUCUGUGCUUAUUUAUGGAAUUCGGUUUUCUUAAUAAAUGUUUGAGCGAAUAUAAAGCAUAUUAUUUGACUUUUCCGGACAAGUUUAUAUCAAGUUAAAUGUAAAUGGAUAAAAUAAAAUCAUUUUCAGUAUGUGA
Molecule: messenger RNA, 2700 nt
Organism: Symphalangus syndactylus (siamang)
Lineage: Eukaryota; Metazoa; Chordata; Mammalia; Primates; Hylobatidae
Gene: OTP
Product: orthopedia homeobox
Biological process (GO): regulation of DNA-templated transcription; neuron differentiation
Molecular function (GO): DNA binding; DNA-binding transcription factor activity, RNA polymerase II-specific
Source: RefSeq, a predicted model, not a curated record